AUGGGCUCCUCUUCAUCGAAAGUCGCAAGCAAAGCUGCUGCCGGUGCAGCUCGCCGUCAAUAUCCUUCCACCUCCUCCAUCGCCAACUCCGCCAACCAAACGGCCAAUGCUCCCUCGAGAACAAAUGCACCUCCUCUAUCUUCCAAACCUACAGCCCCGACUCAAGUCCAUCCGAACCCGGCUACCGCUCCUCCUGUAGACCAGAAAACGGAACAUGUCGAUCUUGACGGACGAGAUCCACAGUUCGGUUCUGCAUUGAGAAAAAUAGGACCAGUGAAACCUCCUUCGGGCACGAGGACCGACGAAUCAUUCCCAACGUCGAGCGAACCUAUGCAGCCGGGGCAGAAUAUAUUUCCUUCGACGCAGAACAAUCCAGCUGUCAUACUUACGCAGGCACGACAGAGGAUCAACAGGCAGUGGGAAACGGAGCUUGAGGGUGGAGGAAGGCCCAGUUUUGCAGGCAGGACUCUGUUGAGCUCUAAGGACAUUAAAGAGGCCUUGAGGUUACGAGAUGAAGUGGGCAAGUCCUCGCAAGAGGUGGAGAAGCAGAUGAAGCUGAAGCCGGGCAUUCUGGAUCAGUUGGUGGCCAAGGGAAUGGUCGCAAAUGCAUGA
Messenger RNA from Exophiala xenobiotica, 612 nucleotides. RefSeq lists its product as uncharacterized. Bases 1 to 612 code for a protein of 203 amino acids. The record is from RefSeq and is a predicted model, not a curated record. The transcript has a single exon. Lineage: Eukaryota; Fungi; Ascomycota; Eurotiomycetes; Chaetothyriales; Herpotrichiellaceae.